This is a messenger RNA of Naegleria lovaniensis, 2346 nucleotides long. RefSeq lists its product as uncharacterized. Gene Ontology annotation, molecular function: GTPase activator activity. The transcript is spliced from 2 exons. Bases 1 to 2346 code for a protein of 781 amino acids. NCBI's taxonomy places the organism in Eukaryota, Heterolobosea, Eutetramitea, Acrasida, Naegleriidae. The record is from RefSeq and is a predicted model, not a curated record.
AUGGCCUCAAAAACAAAUAGUCCCGUUCCAUCCACAACCAAAAACUUCAAACAAGAAAUCAUUUCGAUUAAAAACAAAUCAGAAAACAAGUAUUGUGCUGAUUGCCUCGCAACAGAAACAGCAUGGGCAUCUACGAAUUUAGGUGUUUUUAUUUGUAUUAACUGUUCGGGUGUACAUCGAAGUUUAGGAACACAUGUGUCAAAAGUCAAAAGUGUAGAGCUCGAUGAAUGGAAUGAUGAAGAACAAUAUGAAAUUAUGAGUCGGGUUGGAAAUGUAGAGGCUAAUGCCUAUUGGGAGUGUAAUUUAUUUCCUUUUGAAAAACCAUCGGCACAUGACAAGUACUCCUAUAGGAAAAAAUUCAUCACCGACAAGUACAUUAAAAAGACAUACAUUCCUUCUAUGGAAAAUUCAGAUUUCAAACUUGAAAGAGAAUUUGAUAUUGCGUUGACCAGUAAAAAGGGUCACAUUACAAAGCAAGGAGCAAAAAGAAAGAACUGGAAAAAGAGAUGGUUUGUUCUCCAUGACGACACUCUCUCGUAUUAUAAGAGUGACAAUGAUUCCUAUCCUGCAGGAAGUGUGAAAAUUGAAAUUGACAGUUUGGUCAUGUUUGUGGAUGAAUUUCAAAUCGGAAAAAAGAAUUGUUUUGCAGUGGUCACAAAAAACCGAAAUUAUUACAUGUUUUGUGACUUGGAAGAAGAAGUCAAUGAAUGGGUUUAUGCUCUUCGUGCCAGUGUGUAUUAUGCAAAUUUAAAGAAAGUGUACAAUGAUCCAAGAAACUUCCUUCGUGGCGAUCAAGCAAAGCGAGUGGAAAAGAAGGGUAUUUUGAAAAAACAAGGAGGUAGUUUCAAAAGUAUCCGAACAAGAUUCUUUGUGUUAAAAGAUAGUACUCUCUCUUAUUAUAAGAGUGAAAAAGAAAUGGAACCUAUUGACUCGAUUGAUUUAAAAGGUACUCGAGUGGAACAAACCAAAAACACAAAAUGUGGAAUUACUUUACACACCGUUGGAAGACAAUACUUUUUCUUGGCAGAAACUGAAAAAGAUCGAGAAGAAUGGAUUGAAGCCAUUAACAACGUCACCAAAGUUCUCAACGAAGGAGAACUUAUUCAAAAGAAGUCGAUUGCAAUCCAUCAACUUAUUAUCAACAAAAUCAAAGAGGCCAAGAAAGAGAGAGCCAAUGAAAUUUUAGGAGAACAAGUUUCUCCUCAUUCACCCAUGAUGUGGAAGAGUCUUUCAUUUCACAGAUGUAGAAAUCAAUUUUUGGAUCGACUCGAAGAAGGAUCUCUAUCAGAUGGAAACAUGAAUCCAGUUGAACGAUUGAAAAGUCUAUUUCAAGAAGGAAAAGUUGUGAAACCACAUGGCUCUAGUUUGGGCGAACAUGAAGAUUUAAACAAUUCACGUGUCUCACUCAUGUAUCCAGAAGGAAUGAAAAUAUUGGGAAAUUUGAAUGAUGAGAAAAAAAUUUCGUUAUUGACACCAGCGUCACCAUCGUCAUCCAAUGGAGCUGUUGGCAUUCCUAAAGCAUCUCUGUUGUCCAAUGCAGAUUCUACAGGUAGUAGUCCUUCUGCUAGCUCUCCUCCUAUGAAUAGUCAUGAACAACCUUACAAAAUUGAUGACAUCAAACUUGAAAAGCAAAAGAAUCAGAAAAAGGCCAAGAAAGAUCAACUUGUCAUUGAACAUGACGUUGUUGAUGGUGAUCAUGCAAUGGAAAUUAUGAUUAAGGACUCUUUAUCAGUGAAAAGAAAUAAUAACAUGGUUCGAGAAUCUGACGAUUUGGAUGAUUUAGAUGAUCUCAUUAACCGCACAGAAAGCGUGAAACUGAAAUAUGAAAGUAGUAGUGAAGAGGAAGAAAUUUCAAGUAAUGACGAAGACGUUGUUGUUGUUUCAGGAUCCUCUCAUACGAAUGCUAGCACGACUCCACAAAAAUUAACAAGUUUGUCACAAAGUCAGUCCUCAUCCAAAGUUUCUCUUCAAUCGUCAGCAUCCUCUCGAAGAAUUUUGGAUUCAGACUCGGAUGGUUCCGAUCAAGAAAUUUCACUUUCUCAAUCGAAUGUGAAACCUCAAACAAAGAAUUCGGAUGCAAAGACAACAAAGAUUUCACUCAAACAAGAUAGUGUGUCAUCCGAUGAUGAUGAAGAAGAUGAAGCUGCCACAGUUGAAGCAACAUUUACCAUCACUCCAGUUCAAACACCAACUUCUCCAUCAGUUUCAAAAAUUAAAACAAGAAAUGUCACACAACGAAGUGAUAAAGACAAACCAAAGAGAAAGAAGAAGCAUCAAACAACAUUUAGAAGAAUGCAUACAUUGGUCGAGGAUCAAUUACAAUCGAUUGGAAUUGAUGUUGAAUAA